Diaporthe citri is the source of this 2184-nucleotide messenger RNA. RefSeq lists its product as uncharacterized. Gene Ontology annotation, biological process: endonucleolytic cleavage in 5'-ETS of tricistronic rRNA transcript (SSU-rRNA, 5.8S rRNA, LSU-rRNA); endonucleolytic cleavage in ITS1 to separate SSU-rRNA from 5.8S rRNA and LSU-rRNA from tricistronic rRNA transcript (SSU-rRNA, 5.8S rRNA, LSU-rRNA); endonucleolytic cleavage to generate mature 5'-end of SSU-rRNA from (SSU-rRNA, 5.8S rRNA, LSU-rRNA). Gene Ontology annotation, molecular function: RNA binding. Lineage: Eukaryota; Fungi; Ascomycota; Sordariomycetes; Diaporthales; Diaporthaceae. The record is from RefSeq and is a predicted model, not a curated record. Bases 1 to 2184 code for a protein of 727 amino acids. The transcript has a single exon. Gene Ontology annotation, cellular component: 90S preribosome; nucleolus; preribosome, small subunit precursor.
AUGGCCCGAGACAAGAAAUCGAAGCGACAACUCAUCCGCGACGAAAAGAAGGCAAAGAAGCGCCAGCGCGAGGUCGAAAAUGACGAGACAAAACAAGAGAGGAAGCGCCAGCGCGUCGAGGCGGCGGGUGGCGAUGGCGACGAAGGCGCUCCCUUCAACGACGAAGGCUGCGACGGCGGCGCAGAACAGAUGCAAUACAAUGGGGGUGGUGGCGUCCCAGCAGCAGAACCAGAGCGCGAGUUCUUUGGCAUGCUGACCGACGAGGAGCAAGAAUAUUUCCGCAGCGCGGACGAGAAGCUCGAGACCAACGACUUCGAGUCCGACGAGGACAGGGGAUACUUCCUCCAGAGCAUAUACACCGAGGCAGUGGGCAAGGAGCUGAAGCUCGCGAGCAGCCAGUCUUGCUCGAGGCUGAUGGAGAGGUUGAUACUGCUGAGCAAUACGAGGCAGAAGAAGCGGCUGUUCGAGGCCUUCGCUGACCAUUUUGUCUCGCUCGUCACACAUCGGUUCGCGAGUCACUGCUGUGAGAAGUUGUUCAUACAGUCGGCAUCUGUGGUGACCAGGGAGCUGAGCGGCGCCGUCGAAGAGGAGGAGCACGAGGAAGGCGAGGGCGAAAGAGAGGGCGAACAGAAGGCGACGAAGGAGUCGAUGGAAAAACUGUUCCUGUUCACCCUGGACGAGCUCGAGGUUCACCUGUCGUACUUGCUGUCUGACAGGUUCGGAUCGCAUGCCCUCCGUGUGCUACUUGUGGUUCUGUCAGGGAGGCCGCUGGACCAGGUCUCGACCAAGUCAUUACUACAGAGCAAGAGAAAGGAGCACAUCUCCGUGCAGGGCGGCCGAACCGAGACAGACGAGAUGAACGGACAGAACAGGGUGGUUCCAGAGUCGUUCACUCUGGCGACUCAAAUGAUCUUGGAGAGCACGACUGCGUCUAUGGACUCGACUGCCCUCCGAGUGCUGGCGACACACCCAACAGGCAACCCCGUGCUGCAGUUAUUGGUGGACCUGGACAUAUCACUAAACGGCAAGGACAAGGAGAAGAGGGACAACCUGCUCCUUCUCAAGCUCCUCCCAGGCGCGCCCGAAAGCUUGAGUGACAAUUCAACACCAGCCUCGGACUUUGUCAACUCGAUGAUGUACGACCCAAUCGGGUCGAGGCUACUCGAGACGAUUGUGACCCACGCGCCGGCCAAGAUUUUCAAAGCCCUCAACGCAAACUUCUUCAGCCCGAGGAUACACACAUACCUGCGUAACGACAUCGCCUGCUACCCGGCCAUCAAGGCGCUGAACCGUAUGAGCAGGGAUGAUGUCGCCGAGUCUGCCCGGAAGAUGGUACCGGAGAUACCAAAAGUCGUCGCGGCAAAACGGUACAACGUCUUGAAAGCUCUCUUCGAGCGGUGCAAGGUGCGGCAGGCCACGGAAGAAAUCGAAGCGUUGCUAUGGGCCGUAUGCGCUGCAUAUGGUUCUGAUGACGGCCUCAACCUAGUCCCCAAACUCUGCGGACUGGAUGACGAAUCAACAUCAAAAGAUGACGACCCAGCAAAGAAGUUCCAGUCAUCACUGCAAACCGACAAGCAAAAGACGGCUACCCUGUCGCACGGCUGCCAGCUAGCCACAUCACUCCUCAGCAUUCCCGGCGCACCCGCGAGCACGGUGCAAAAGUCGAUACUGUCACUCUCCACGGAUCAGCUCCUGCACCUCGCGACCUCGACCACGCCGUCCAUGAUCGUCAUCAGGACGGCGCUGUCGUCGCCGGCAGAGGUGCCCAACUUCCAAAAGGCGCUCGUGACCAAGCUGGCGCCCAGCGUGAUGGAGCUGGCGCACUCGCAGAUAGGGCACAACGUGGUCAACGCGGUGGUGGGGAUUCCGUCCAAGGCGGCGGGCCCCGAGGCGCAGGCCGGGGUGGUGCCGUUCCACCUCAAGGAGAGGAUCAUGGGCACGCUCGGGGCGGGCGAGAAGGGCCUACGGGAGAGCUGGACGGGCAGGAGUGUAUGGCGGACGUGGAAGGGCGACCAAUGGAAGUUCAGGAGGAGCGACUGGGUGCGGUUUGUCAAGGAGGUCGACCCCGACGUGAAGCCCGAGGAGAAGCUGUGGAACAGGGUGGCUGAUAAGGAGAGGGGCAAGGGCAAGAAGAACAAGGCAGGUAAGGAGAGGCCGAAGGGGAAGGACGGGGAUGGAGAGUAA